ACCUCCAUUGAUUGCGAGGCUGCCAUCAACCGUAUGGUGAACUUGGAGCUGUACGCCUCCUACACCUACAGCUCUAUAUCUUUCUUUUUUGAUCGUGACGAUGUCGCACUUCACCAUGUGGCAGAGUUCUUCAAGAAACAUAGCCACGAGGAGAGGGAGCAUGCCGAGAAGUUCAUGAAAUAUCAAAACAAGCGUGGGGGUCGCAUUGUCCUGCAAGACAUCAAGAAACCAGAGCGUGAUGAGUGGGGUAACACCCUGGAUGCCAUGCAGGCUGCUUUGCAGCUGGAGAAGACUGUGAACCAUGCUCUUCUGGACCUGCACAAGCUAGCCACUGACAAAGUUGACCCUCAUCUGUGUGACUUCUUGGAAUCUGAAUAUCUGGAGGAACAAGUGAAGGAUAUUAAGCGUUUUGGAGAUUACAUCACCAACCUGAAGCGCCUUGGGGUGCCCCAGAAUGGCAUGGGCGAGUACCUGUUUGACAAGCAUAGCCUGGAAGAGAGCAGCUAAGCUGUGUGCCACCCAUGAGGAUCCAACCACUCUACUUUCCAUCUAUAUUCCUUUUACUAUCUGUGUGACAUGUAUUCCUGAGGGUCUUACAUUUUCUGUGAUCCUAUAAUAAUAUAGCUGUAGCUGUGCUUGUCAGCAAGUUUCUAAUAAAGUCUUUCAGCAUGUA
This is a messenger RNA of Nanorana parkeri, 673 nucleotides long. Its product is annotated as ferritin, middle subunit-like. The record is from RefSeq and is a predicted model, not a curated record. The coding region runs from base 34 to 507 and encodes 157 amino acids. Gene Ontology annotation, biological process: iron ion transport; intracellular iron ion homeostasis. Lineage: Eukaryota; Metazoa; Chordata; Amphibia; Anura; Dicroglossidae. Gene Ontology annotation, molecular function: ferric iron binding; ferrous iron binding. Gene Ontology annotation, cellular component: cytoplasm. The transcript has 4 exons.